Penicillium concentricum is the source of this 1050-nucleotide messenger RNA. Its product is annotated as mismatch-specific DNA-glycosylase. Gene Ontology annotation, molecular function: mismatch base pair DNA N-glycosylase activity. NCBI's taxonomy places the organism in Eukaryota, Fungi, Ascomycota, Eurotiomycetes, Eurotiales, Aspergillaceae. Bases 1 to 1050 code for a protein of 349 amino acids. The record is from RefSeq and is a predicted model, not a curated record. The transcript has a single exon. Gene Ontology annotation, biological process: base-excision repair, AP site formation.
AUGCCUCCGCCUACAGGAACCCAACCCAAAGUCGAGGAAGACGAGCUCGCCCUCGAAACAGAGGAUGUCCCAGUCAACAAAAUCACCAGCUUCAAUGGCAGACUACAGCAAUUCCUGCAUAAGGGGACCGCAGACUCAGCCCCAAGUGCCUCGAGUACGACUAUAUCGCAACGCCGCAUAAACACCACCAAUGCCGAAUAUAAACCACAAGUUAGCGACCGUCAAUCAGAAACCACCAUGUCCAGCCCAAAGCGCAAGAAAACAGUCUCACAGACAACAGCGUCGGCGACUACAACCAGCCCGCGCAGCACUCGCUCACAAUCAAUCUUAAUGGCAACACCACCAUCCCCCAUCCCAAAACGCAAGCGCAGCAAACCAACCCCAAAACUCCCACCUACACCCCCACUCGCCGGCCCAUCAGCCACAGAAUCCCUCCUCCGCGACACAAUCCCCCCAAACCUGAUCCUCCUCCUCGUAGGCGUGAACCCAGGAAUAAUGACAGGGAUAACGGGACACGCCUACGCACACCCAUCAAACCUAUUCUGGAAACUGCUGUAUUCCUCUGGGAUAACAAGUAUUCGGCACAUACCGGCGGACACAUACAAGCUUCCCGCGCUGUACAGCGUGGGCAACACAAACAUUGUGGAGCGGCCGACGCGCGACGCGAGCAUGCUCAGUCGCGCGGAGAUGGAUGCCGGUGUGCCGGUGCUGGAGGCUAAAGUUGCGGCCCAGAGGCCUGAGGUUGUUUGUCUUGUUGGGAAGAGUAUUUGGGAGGCUGUUUGGCGGGUUAGACAUGGGAGGGGGAUUCGGAAGGAGGAGUUUCGGUAUGGGUGGCAGGCGGAGACGGAGAAUAUGGGGCGUGGUCAUGGGUGGGACGGUGCGCCUAUCUUUGUCGCUACGACGACUAGUGGGCUUGCGGCUGGGAUGAAACCCGCGGAGAAGGAGGCUGUUUGGGCGGAGUUGGGGAGUUGGGUUGUGAAUAGGAGGGCGGAGAUAGGAAUGGAUGCUGUUGUUGUUAAGGAUGAGGUGGUGGUUAAGGAGGAGGUUUGA